Molecule: messenger RNA, 513 nt
Organism: Frankliniella occidentalis (western flower thrips)
Lineage: Eukaryota; Metazoa; Arthropoda; Insecta; Thysanoptera; Thripidae
Source: RefSeq, a predicted model, not a curated record
AUGAAUCCUGAACAACAAUUAUUUUUUACUGGUGUUAGACUUGAUGAACUUAAAUUAUUUCUAUUACAGAAGCAGUUCUGUUUACCACCACCUCUAGUUUUGGAUGAGGACAUCAUCCUUAAAGACAUGAUAGAAGCCGGCACAAGGAAGUCCCUCGCUGAGCUCAAACCACAAUUUGACGUUGCACUCAAGGAGCUCAAAGAAGCCAUUGCCAGCAACUCCCCGCUGUCGCAAGAUGAGCUAACAGCCGCAUUUUCUGCAUCCAUCAGUGAGGCUAACGGGCAUAUUGUGUCCUCUUUAAAUAAGUUAAAGCAAGAAGUGAAGAGUUAUGGUGAAGAUGGUGCCAUUAACAAGGACGACAUGCUUCGAGCAUGCACUACUGCUUUCAGUCAGGCGAACAGUCAUAUUCUGUCUUCCUUAAAGAAGUUAAGGCAAGAAGUGAAAACUUUUGGUCAAACUAGCGCCACCAAUAAUGAAGACAUUUAUGAAGCAUGUUCGUCAUCCUUCAAUCAG